Molecule: messenger RNA, 4159 nt
Organism: Harmonia axyridis
Lineage: Eukaryota; Metazoa; Arthropoda; Insecta; Coleoptera; Coccinellidae
Exons: 11
Coding region: 152-3772 (1206 amino acids)
Source: RefSeq, a predicted model, not a curated record
UACGUUAUUCGACGACUAACCGAUUUUUAUAUUCAAACAUCAAACAACCAGAUUUUUUAUUUCAUCUAAAGAUUUUGCUGAUAUUUGUUUAAGACAAAGCAGAAAUUAAUAUAAAUACAUUUUAUUUGCAAGUGAUUUUUAUUAAAUUACAAUGUUUAAAUCCCGCUCCAUAAAAAAAAAUAGAAAGAAAGGAAAUGCUAAGCCUAGAAGUAGAGACAGUGGGGUAUCAUGUAAAUUUAAUAAUAACGUAAAUUUGAAAAAUUGUAAUGCUGUUAGGAAUGACAUAAUAGAAGAAACUGAUAUUAAAUCAGAAGAUUCGUAUAAUUUAAAGUAUGUUCCAGAAUUCAUCAAUAAGCAACGAUCAGAUAAUCCAAAUAUAGCUACUUUCCCAGAAAGGAAUCAGUUGGCUCUCGAUGAAGAUGAAUUUUGUUUAGAUUAUGAACCAUUUGAAGAAGAAGUCAAUAAUAAUGCUUUUUCAACAUUGGAUGCAAAAGAUUCUGAAAAGAACAAGAUAGUUAAUGAAGAAAAAAUAACAGAGAAUUUGUUUGCUUUUCGUGAUAAUUGUAAUGAAAGUAAUGAACCGAAUAUGUUGAAAAGCAAAGAUUCUUUCAUAAAUCCUGAUAUUUCUUGCUCGUAUUCAAACUAUCAUGAUGAUUCCACUCUUGUAAAAAAGUCUUGCAAGUAUAAUGAUAAGGAUAUAGCCAUAGAAAGUAAUACAAAUUUACGAAUAGAUGAAGCGAUCCUCAAUGAAGAUUUCGAUGAACAAUCUAAAUAUAAUGAAAAUAAUCAGCUGCUGUUAUAUGAAAAACAUGAACAAGAAUCUAAUAACUACUCCUUUGGGAAUGCGAAAGUUAAUUUCAAUGGCCCUCUCAAUAUAACAAUAACUAGAUCAGUAACAAACAAUUUCCAAACAAAAGUUUCUUCUAAGAACUUGAGUAAUGUUCCUAUGGUACAGAAGUCUGAUAAUAAGUCUUCCAAUGUGCAAAUAUAUGACGUAACAUCUUUAGUACCUGAAGAAAAGAUAAAUUUACGUGAAAUAAAAAGAUCGAUUUCAAAUAGUCAAAAUAUCAGUUCAAAUGAAAUAUCAAAUUAUGAAGUUGAAAGUUGUAGAGGUAUGUUGAAAGAUUCAAAAAUAUGGGUUGAGAAUAGAAUAAAUACUAAUUAUAUCAGAUUACCAAGAAUUGCCUCAGACACAGAUUUAAAUAAGCAUGGAAAUCAUAAUUCUAUCUCAAAUUCAAAUACUUCACUUGGUAGCUACGGGCAUCAAAACCCUCCUGAAGAAAAAGAUGGUAAAAUACAGCAAAUUUCAGUAGAAUUAGAAGAUAGUCCAAUGUCUCGAUAUAUUGGAGAUGAAUCCAGACUGCAAGAAAGUUACGAAGAUGAUUUUGUAGCUAGAUGGUUGAUGUACAAUAGUAAAGAUUAUUUCAUUUCAUGUUUGGAUUCCUUAUGUGAAUCUUAUUUUACUACUGCCUGCCAAGAUGUAUGUUGUUCAAAAACUCAUUCUUUGGAUAAGAUCAAGAAGAUAGUUGAACAGUCGACCCCUCAGGAAUUGAAAAAGUUGUAUGAAAUUGCAUUAAAGAAGGAUGUUUGGUUCAUGUGGUUAUUUGAUAUAUUCCUUGAUUAUUUUUCUGUAACUCCCACUGUAGAUGGAACGAUGUUGAUCAAUAUGAUUGAUGACGUAUACACAGCUCUUAAUAGUAUUUUAAUGGACAAAACUAUCUAUAUUGUUAAAAUCAUUGAAUGCUUGAAAAAAAUUGGGUUUUCCUUUAAGCGGGCCGUUAAGGAUAUAAUAUUGAGGUAUGGCACCUCACAGUUGUGGAUCUGUGAUAUACUGCUUUUUCUUAUUGCCAAACAACCAAACUUAGAAGAAAAUUGGAGCUUGGUGGAGAAGAUUAUCUGUUACAGAAAAGAAAAGAUUGAUCAUGAGGUUGUUACUGAACUGUUAUUUGCAUCUUCAAAAAAUUAUCCAUCAAACAAAGAGCUUCACAAGAAGAUAUAUAACGAAAUCUUCAAGAAAAACUUGGUUGAUUUCAACAAAAUACCUCAUCACUUGCGAGAAAUGAUUAUUGGACAAUCUGAAACAAAUUUGGAAGUACAAGGUAACAAUUGUACUUCCACUUCUAUAGUCUAUUAUACACAAGGUGUUGAUCCAAAAGAGCAAAAGCAUGAAAGUUUCAAUAGACAAAACCUUGAUGAUCAUCAAAUGUCUGAAUCAGGAAAUGAAACCUCGUCUACGGAUUCUUCAGAUGGUGUGUCCAAUGAAGGUGUAGAUGGUUUUUUUUACAAUCAGACCUCCUCAGACCAAGAUACAUCCAGGUCUUGCUUGAGAUUCUCAGAAAAAAAAAGAAAGUUAAAAUUAAAGAGAGCUAAAAGAAACAUCAGAAAAGUUCCAACUGCCUUGAGGACAAUAAAAGAAAAGGUUUUACAAAAAGUUAUUGAAUCUUCUAACAAAGUUCCAAAAUCUCAUUUACCAGCAAAUAUUAUAGCUCAUCCUUCCUGUCAGCCAAUCAUAAGUCCUUAUUAUCAGUGUAAUGUUUCUCUCCAUAACCUAUUUCCAGAUGUUCAUGGUUGGUCUUCUACUAUUUCAACUGCAGAUUUGCGGCGAUUGCGCUCUUCACUAUUUGAAAUGAACUUUAUGGAGUUUUUGGAUGUUCUUGAGUCUUACAAAGACCAAUAUACUAUUGAAAAUUUUAUUGUGACUGUAAUUACCUUGCUGAAAUCUAUGGGAUCAUUAGCCAGUUAUUCAACAUUUAUGUCUCUUUUAAAUGCUCUAGAAGAACGUGACCCUGAGUUGUUGAAGCAAAUGCAUGUGAAAGUUUCUUUUGAAGUUUUGGCAUUAAAUUUGAUCUAUAUGCUAGGUGUAAAAGGACGUUGGGAUCUGUGCAGGAAUAUCCUUCUCAAAAUGAAAGACUGGCAUAACUUAAUAACUUCCAAGAUAUUUCUGCUGGAAUCAAAACAGGAUUCACACAUGAGACGCUACAUCGAUUUAAUGAAUAUUUUGAUACAAGCUGAAGACUUUUUUUGGGUUAAUGAAAUAUUUCAAUCUGAAGUGCUGAAUUUCUUGGGUCCAGCAUCUACGUGGCCUUUUAAUUAUAAACCUUCAGAUACAGAAGCUAGAAAUGAAGCUUUGAAAUUAUUUCUUGAGAAAGUAAGUCUUAAGAAUAUCUUCAUUACAAAUGACUUGUUGAAGAGUAUAGCUGUUUCACAUGGGGAUUCUGUCGAAGAAUUUCAAGUAUGGACGUGGUUCGAUAAUAAGAUUCUCUGUCUAAUGAAGGAAGAAAGUUCAAAUGAAUCCAUACUAUUAUUUUUUUUAAAUGAUAUAGUUAAUUAUUUUGAGAAAUAUAUGGAUAAGUUCGUGUUUCAAGCCUACAUGUUGCACAUUCAAAACUCUAUAAGGAAAAAAGAAGCCUUGGAAUUGUUCAAGAUUUGCUGCAAUAAAGGACUCUAUCAUAAAUAUACCGGACAAGAGAGUGUUAUGCUUGUGACAACUAAUCUCACAGACUUUGAGAUUACAUCUUUGUUACAUUGUUAUUUUGAGAACUCACGAAGAAGGCACGUUCCUUCCUGUAGUUUUCACAUAAAACUGGUAUUACCUGAGACUGAUACAAGAUCAUUAGAGGUGAUGGAAAAAUAUAGGACACACAGGAAUGUAUAUCAAGUAUUUGAAAGGAUAUGUAGUAUUUUGGAAAUAGAGUUCAAUAUAAGAAACGUAAAAAAACAAUCUAUUAAAUCCAAAAUAUAUGUACCUAGUCUCAGAGACACACGUUUUUAAUAUACCAAAAAAUUUAAUUAUGUUGAAACUUGAUUUUUUAUUUGAAAUAUGUUCAUUUAAUACAGGUCCAUUAUUAAUAUCAUACAAGGAUAUUUUUGUUGCUAAUCAUUAAAAUCUGUGAUAUUGUUAGUUAGAGAUAGAAAUGUUAUUUCAAUUUGUUGUCAAUUGAAAUUUUUUUUUUAAGCAAUAUGCAUGUGUAAAGAAAAAUUAUUAUUUCAACGUUAACACUUUUUAGAUUCUUUUAAUGAUGUUUUAAUUUGAAGGUAUUUGUUUUAAUUUUUAAAAUGAGAUUAUUUUUUAUUUCUUAGGAAGGAUUUUUCUACAUCAUUCAUUUUUUUUUGUUCUAUUUUAUAGCAUGUUUUAAAAUACAACAGAUUUGAAACGGUC